Camelina sativa (false flax) is the source of this 1361-nucleotide messenger RNA. RefSeq names its product zinc finger AN1 and C2H2 domain-containing stress-associated protein 13. Lineage: Eukaryota; Viridiplantae; Streptophyta; Magnoliopsida; Brassicales; Brassicaceae. Gene Ontology annotation, cellular component: cytoplasm. The record is from RefSeq and is a predicted model, not a curated record. Gene Ontology annotation, molecular function: zinc ion binding.
UUUUACCAAUAAAAGGAGAAGAAGGUCGAAACAAAGAUAUAUUGUUAACCUAUAUCGCUCUCUCCGCGUCAAUUCUCUUCUUCGACCCGAUAUUGUUUUCAAAGUAGUGAGAUUUUUGAUUAAGCUAGUUCUCUUCGUUCCUCGUACCUCGAGAGUGGAAUUUGUUUUGAAACCCUAAUUUCGAUGGGAACUCCGGAAUUUCCAGAUCUGGGGAAACACUGCGCCGUCAAUGUUUGCAAGCAGCUCGAUUUCUUGCCGUUGACAUGCGAUCGCUGCCUCCAGGUGCUUUGUCUGGAUCAUCGUAGCUAUAUGAAACACGAUUGUCCAAAAGGAAACAGAGGAGAUGUCACAGUGGUUAUUUGUCCGUUUUGUGCGACAGGAGUUCGGUUAAACCCCGACGAAGUUCCAAACAUAGCUUGGGAGGAACAUCUUAAUUCAGUUUGUGAUGAUCCCUCAAAUGUUAAGAAGAAGAAGAAGAAGAAGACGAAAUGUCCUGUUCCAAAGUGUGGAGCAGUCUUGACAUUCUCUUGUACCAUAAAAUGUCGGGACUGCAGCAUAGAUCAUUGCUUGAAACAUCGGUUUGGACCUGAUCAUUUUUGUCCUGGACCGAAGAAGCCUGAUUCGUUUUCGACGAGUGAAAGCACAAAAGUAGCUACAAGUGCUCCUGCAUCAUCAUCAUCGUCAUCUUCAAGAUCGUCUAGUCUUUUGGCUUCAGCGGAAGCACUUAUUAGAAAGAAAAGAUGGAAUCCGACCAGGGUACGUAGAGAUUCUAGAUUGAGUCGGACCAGGGUAGGUAGAGAUUCUGGAUUGGUACGCGUCCCUUGGAUGAUCAGGGAAGGAUUGGUUCUGACCAGGGAAGAAAGAGGAGAGAUUAGUCACGAAGAAGCAGCAGCAAAAUUUAAGGAUUUAGAGGAUGCGUAUCUCAAAGCUUACCACAACGCUCUACUGAAGCAGAAAGGAACGCUCAAUCAACCUGAAUCCUCUGGUGUCAAUCACUCGGCUACUACAUCCUCGGAUCUUCAGGUUGGUAUGAAGUCGAAACUUGAAGUGGAAAAUGAAGCAGAUGAUAAUGUUGACUCAGAAGAAUAAGCUCCUGUUUCAGCCAAAGGAAACAACAAGGUGGACAGGAAUGUGCAACCAUAAGAAGAACAAGACCUAUCAAUAAAUCUUAUUUUAUUCUAUUUUGUGAAGAUUUAAAUUUUUAUUUAAAAGCUAAUUAUGAAUUUAUUAAAUCUUGGGUGUUUAGAGUAAACCGUAACACAGCUCAAUUACUAUCUUGUUUGGUAUUGUAAUUGCGGGUUGGUAUUAAAACCCAAGUGUACAUAUUUACUAAUCUUAUCGUUGUUGUUUAUUUUGUUCGA